AUGAGUGACAGAGCUCUUGCGGAAGUUGAUGGACUUCUUGCUGCUUUCAUCUAUCUCGACCAUACAGAGCCAAGUUCGCACAAGAGCCUGACAUAUACCAACAAUCUUCCCAAUGACCGCACUGCAAUCCCUUUUAACAACUCUCUGGGUACACAAUCUCACUCAAUCAACGAUGACAUUCGGGCCUCGGAUCUCGCAUGGGCUUCUGCAAGAGCUGUCAGAGACGAAAUGCAGAUGCUAUGGGGUAUGUUCGUCAAAGUCUCUCGAGGCCUAGACGUAGCAGUGAUCAACAACUUACGCAGUGGCUACGAGGACGCCCAGGGCCUUCGCUACGCGGGAGUGUUUGCGUAUCGCAAUACCCUGACUGGUCUGAGACCUACUAACUUGGCAAGAAUAUUUGCGUUGUGUGGCUUAUCCUACGUUGUUCAUCGCAUUCUCCAUGCCAAAGGAAGGCUGUUGCAGGAUGGUUUCCUAACCGACAUUCGUAUAUGGCGAGACGCUAUCGAAGACGAAGACGAACGAAGGGCCUUCAGCCAGCUCACCAGUCAUCUCUGGUCUGAAUGUCAGAAUCACCGCAGUUCUAAGAAUCUGAACUCGAGAGAACCUUACUACUUUACACGUAGUCUGCAACACGACGAAAGCACAUCUCUCCCUCCCGCCAAGCACUGUGUCAGUCCAUUCGAUCAGCAAUCGCCGGCCAAAUACACACAGCAAGCGCAUCAACACCCCGGCCCUCAAGGUACUCCAUGGAGCUUCAAAUUUCCUUACGAGUCCGAUAGUUCGAGCUUGUUGUUAGCCAAUUGUGAGUCGACAAACGAUCUUGGAGCCUGUGACCAUGGCCUCGAAAGCUUCGCGGGUCUGACAACCGACGCACAACGAAUGUACAACACCGAGCCUCAUACAGAGUCGGGGAUCUGGUCCGACUUAAGCUCAAUUAACUCAGUCGACUUCUCCAUGCUGGAUAUGCUGGCCUUCCGGACGCAUGGAAGUCCAGUUGCUCAGCCUCUCACUCGCAGCCAAUUCGACAUGAAUCCUCUCCACGAGCCCGACGAUCGAUCCCUCGUGGGAAUAACAACGAGUGCCAAUUCGUUACAGACCAAUUCUGUAUAUAUAGCCAUCCGCGAAUUCAUUCACGACAACGGUCAAUUCUGGUUCCAGCUUGCUGGUCGCGGUUUAGUCUCCAAGGAUAUCGCAUCCUGCCAGUCAUGGUGCCAAGAGCGAUGGGCGCAGAAGAAGCACAUACGGACAUCAUAUAUCCAGAAGCUAUUGUCUGCCAGACGUACCCAAGACAAGACUUCAUCCGGUAUAAUAUCUAUAGUGGACACAUUUGUGGAUUGGGGAUUCCUCCAGAGUAUCGAAAACAUCGAGUUUUACAUGGAAGGGCUAGCAGAUCUACUAUUCGACGACAAGACAUCCCGUCAAGAGUUCAGCGACUGGAUUCGAGCUUCCAGCGGGAGCGGAAAGGGGCAAGUCGAUGAAGCUGAGCUCAUUGAGAAAUCAUGCACUAAUGAUUCAAGAGGAAACACAACACCACAAGGCAUCGCGCACUCAUCCACGCAAAUGAAUGCAAUGAACCAUCGAACAAGAGACGGAAGGCAAUUGAAUCGCGAGACGGCGGAGACAGGGUUCUCGUACUGA
Messenger RNA from Fusarium tjaetaba, 1638 nucleotides. RefSeq lists its product as uncharacterized. Bases 1 to 1638 code for a protein of 545 amino acids. Lineage: Eukaryota; Fungi; Ascomycota; Sordariomycetes; Hypocreales; Nectriaceae. The transcript is spliced from 3 exons. The record is from RefSeq and is a predicted model, not a curated record.